GUCAAGAUCACCGACAAACACGAUGCUGGAGCGGGUGCACCCGAAGCAGAUCCACAAGCAUGUGCUGGGGACGUGGCUUGAGGAGAGCUUUGCGAGCGGCAAGCCGAGGAGUAUCAACGACGCUAUCCGGUAUUGUUCCUUGCACAUCGACGGGUUCACAGACAAGAAGAUCCGCAGCCAGCGUGCGUGGGUCUCGCGUGCAAUUCGGUCGCUCGACUUGGACGAGUACAUCUCGCGCAGCAAACCGACGUCGUCAAAGAAGCCGAAAAUAGUUCUGAUGUCUCCUUCAUCGCCAUCGACGCUACAAGAUGUUGAGCGCGAAGUGUCCGAGAUUUUAGUACAAAUGCAGGACGACUCGUCGUUCGCCCAAUCGGCCUCGGGCAAUUGGUGCCACCCGCCGCCGCCAAUGCACUUUACGCCGAUACCACCACACUACGAAGACUCGAACGCAACGUCGUGGGGCACUCGGCCACCGCUCCCGCCGCUCUAUUCCCCGCACCACACAGCCCCUUCCUCGACCAUGUCAGACAGGCAGCACUUCAAUCCAUUUGCACAACGACGCCUGACGGACGGAGACUACGAACCACCUUCACGAUGGUAGGACGAUUGCCGCGGCAUCCAGGGCGCGCAACACGUAGACGUUCACAUAGACAACAACUGCGCACGAGGAUGAGUGUAAGGCACAUAAAGUCACAUCAUGAAUAAAUCCAGCAAUUUCUGAACCACUCCGAGCAACGCAGUCGCUGAACGAGUGCAACUACAG
Aphanomyces invadans is the source of this 763-nucleotide messenger RNA. RefSeq lists its product as hypothetical. Bases 23 to 601 code for a protein of 192 amino acids. The record is from RefSeq and is a predicted model, not a curated record. NCBI's taxonomy places the organism in Eukaryota, Oomycota, Saprolegniomycetes, Saprolegniales, Verrucalvaceae. The transcript has a single exon.